AUGUCAACCCUACCUGCGCUCUUCCAGCCUAUCCGAGUUGGAGACUUGGACCUCUCUCAUCGCGUUGUGCUCGCACCCCUGACGCGUUUCCGCGCCGACGAUAAGCACGUCCCUCUACCCGACCUAGUUGCAGAAUACUAUGCACAGCGCGCGAGCAUAGCUGGGACACUGCUCAUCACAGAGGCAACAUUUAUCGCACCAAAAGCUGGAGGAUACCCCUACGUCCCUGGAAUUUGGAGCGAGGAUCAGAUCAAAGCCUGGAAAAAGGUGACGGACGCCGUCCAUGCCAAAGGGUCAUAUAUAUAUCUCCAGCUCUGGGCUCUUGGGAGGACUGCAUCGCCAAAGACCCUCCAAGAUGAACUAGGGACAUCCCCCGAUGCGCCUUCUCCAUACGUAUCAGCGUCCGCUAUCCCACUUUCCACGCGUCCAGCGACUGACCCGCUGCCACGUCCCCUGACAGAGAGCGAGAUCACAGAAUACACAGAGCUCUAUGCACAGGCCGCUGAAAACGCGGUUAAACUCGCAGGAUUUGACGGCGUGGAAAUUCACGGGGCCAAUGGAUACCUCAUCGACCAGUUUCUCCAGGAUGUGACCAACCAGCGCACGGACAAGUACGGCGGGAGCGAGGAGAAUCGUGCGCGUUUUGCUCUGGAGGUGAUUGAUGCGGUCGUGAAGCGCAUUGGCGCGACGAAAACCGCGUUGCGGUUGAGCCCCUGGAAUCCAUACUCAGAUAUGGGCAUGAAAGAUCCCGUACCGACCUUCUCGUACCUCAUCAGCCAGAUUGUUGAGAAGCACCCGGAUUUAGCGUACAUCCACGCCGUAGAGAAGCGCCUGAUCAACGCCGAUCAGGCCCAAGCGAUAGCUUCUACCGCCGAGUACAAGAGUGAAGGCGCAGAGAAUGACUUCAUUCGCAAGAUAUGGUCAUCUGACGGAAAGAGGCGGUUCAUCACCGCUGGAGGGUACACGCUCGAGACAGGCCUCAAGACAGCAGAGCAAAAAGGUGAUCUCGUGGCGUUUGGUAGGCACUACAUUUCCAACCCUGACCUACCGUUCAGAUUGAAGAAUGCAUUAGAAAUACAGAAAGGCGACCGGAGCACCUAUUAUUCACAGGGGAAGACGGACCCUAAAGGAUACACCGAUUACCCAUUCUCGGCGGAAUUUCUCAAGGAGAAUCCACAGGCUAUCACAGUUUCCAAUGGCGGUCAAUCUUAG
Psilocybe cubensis is the source of this 1212-nucleotide messenger RNA. RefSeq lists its product as uncharacterized. The record is from RefSeq and is a predicted model, not a curated record. The transcript has 3 exons. NCBI's taxonomy places the organism in Eukaryota, Fungi, Basidiomycota, Agaricomycetes, Agaricales, Agrocybaceae. Bases 1 to 1212 code for a protein of 403 amino acids. Gene Ontology annotation, molecular function: NADPH dehydrogenase activity; FMN binding.